UCAAAUAACAUGUGUUCUAAAUGCAGUGUCUUCUCACACUACUUUCCUCCUUUUUUCUUGAAAAAAAAAAGAAAAAGCGUCCAGAACCGAGGAAGGCAGCAGGAUGACGCAGCCACCAGACCUCCAACAAGUCACCGUUUUAAGCAAGAGUGAAUGGCGGAGGAUCCAAGAUGAGCUGAACCAGGUUAACAGAGACAAGGAGCGAAUGAGAGCGACAGCAAAACAGAGGGAGGCUUUGCAUUUGCAAUCCCAAGAGGUGGUGAAGCUGUGGCCCAAUACCAUCUCUGGUCAAAGGCAAAUAAAACUAGAGGCAAAGAAGAUCCGGGAGGAGAUGGAAGAGGAGAAAAGGAAAGUGACUGAUCAAGAAGAGGCCCAGUAUCAGGAGCAGCAGCGGAAAGAGGCCAAUGAAAAAGCCCAAAGUCAGCUGUUCUAUCAGACGGACCGGGUCAAAGGAUUACACCGUGCCCUCUUAGUGACGGAGGUACUGACGGAGAGGGAGGCACAGAUUGAACUGAAAGAAAGAAUCAAGAAAGCCUCUAAAGAUGUCGACAAAGAAUUACUGGAUACGAUGAAGACCAGAGAGGAUGAAGCCUCGAGAAAGGAGGAGGAGAAAGUCCUUCAGAAAAAGCUCAGGGCCCAGGCUCUUGCAGAGGACCUACAAGAACAGGUCGAGGAAAGUGAGCGAGUGAGAGAGCGGCAGAAGAGCGAGAACCAGAAGGACGGAGAGGAAACCCAACGCCUUCAACAGCUCCACCAGUUGGAGCAAAGAAUGGAGGAAGAAAGGCAAGCAGAGAUGAAGAGAUACAUGGUGCACGCUCACACGGAACACGUCACCAAUAAGGCCCUCAUAAGAGCGACAGAUGCACAAAAACAGGAGGCGGAAGAGGAGCAGAGGAAACUUUUCCUCUCUGCGAAACAAAAAAUGAUGAAGUUACGGAAAGAGAAAGAAAAGGAAUUGUUCAGAGAGGCUCAAACACAAAGAGAGACGGUCACGAGGAAGCUGGCCGACACACAGCAGGGUCGAACCGGCCGAGAGGAGCAGAGGAUCAACAAGGCUGCUGCUGAGCAGGAAGUGAGAGAGGCGCAACGGCAGUGGGAGGAGGAGGAGAAGAAGGCCGCGGUGUUGGAGUCCAUAGCUGCACACAGAGAACUCUUGAAGCAAGAAAAGGAGCAGAGGGACAGAUCGACGGAGCAGAACACCCGAGACACGCUUCAGGCCAAGAAGGAGGCCGAUCGAAUAUUCUCUGAGAAACAACAAGUGAAGGCUCGGAGGAGGAAAGAAGAUGGGAGAAAAAUACAAGACUUCAAUGUCACCCAGAUGGCUGAAAAGAGUGCCAGGCAUCAGCAGCUGACAAGAGAGCAACGCGGGUUCGAAGAGAAGAACGCAGAGCUCAUCGCUGAAGACGAAAACCAGUUCCAACAGUAUUCACAGCACGUCAUCGGUGCAGCGACAGAGGCUCGGCGAAACGUGUUCUCACUUUGCAAAGCCGCGGCGGAAGGGAUCGGAGGAGGGCACGGUCCGGUUUCUCGUGGGGUCAGGCCGACCUACCUCGUUCAGGACCUCACCGACGCUCAACUGCCCACUUAUGUCUCUGGUGCCACGCAGAACAUCAAAGAGUUAAAUGAGGCCGACGAUAUUCUGGAGGCAAAGAGGAGACUUGGGUUUACGUGGUCCUAGGUCAGGCCCGGCUGGCAAAUCUGGGUUCAAAGGUUGAAUAAAAUCCACAUGGUGUUCUGACAGAGGCGGUGUCUUAAAUCACUCACGACUCUGUUCCUAAAAGAUACUCAGUAGUGUCUUGUGUAAAGGAAAAGUAAAUUGGGGCUUUGAUUGUGAUUCAUGCAUCGUCAUUGUAGCCUACCCCAGAGGUCGAGGUGAAGGUUGUCUACCUCCUAAUUAGUUUCAGAGUACACUAUUAAGUUAAUAUGGAGUACACUAUUAAGUUAAUAUUAAGUUAAUAUAGAGUACACUAUUAAGUUAAUAUGGAGUACACUAUUAAGUAGUGAUGGUGAGAUGAAGCCUCAUGAGGCAUCGAACCACUUCAGCCAAUUGGUUCGAGAAAGGGUUCAUUUCCCGAAGCUUCAUGUGCUCACGACACCACCUACUGGCCAAGUGCAUAAUCACAGGCAGCUGUAU
Messenger RNA from Pseudoliparis swirei, 2134 nucleotides. RefSeq names its product cilia and flagella associated protein 210 (gene cfap210). Bases 104 to 1678 code for a protein of 524 amino acids. The record is from RefSeq and is a predicted model, not a curated record. The transcript has 8 exons. Lineage: Eukaryota; Metazoa; Chordata; Actinopteri; Perciformes; Liparidae.